Girardinichthys multiradiatus is the source of this 2828-nucleotide messenger RNA. It is a transcript of the gene wdr36, whose product is annotated as WD repeat domain 36. Gene Ontology annotation, molecular function: protein binding. Bases 114 to 2777 code for a protein of 887 amino acids. NCBI's taxonomy places the organism in Eukaryota, Metazoa, Chordata, Actinopteri, Cyprinodontiformes, Goodeidae. Gene Ontology annotation, cellular component: small-subunit processome; Pwp2p-containing subcomplex of 90S preribosome. The record is from RefSeq and is a predicted model, not a curated record. Gene Ontology annotation, biological process: rRNA processing. The transcript has 22 exons.
GACAGUGUUCCUCAGCGUUCCCCCAUGCGUGUUUUCUGAGCUCAAUGUCCGCUUUCUGUCGAUUGUUGCUGUUGUUUGUUUCUUUGUUUAUUGUUUGUUAGCGGACUGUAAACAUGCCGCGCUCCGGUAGCUCCCUGUUCUCCGGGUUCCGCGUUCUCGGGCUCUACUCCAACCACGUGCCGCACGCGCUCCGGUACCACCUGAAGCACCGGGAGUUCUACGUGGUGACUUCAGUGGGCCGAAGCUUCCACACAUUUAACGUGAGCCGCCUGGGGAUUGUUUCUGUCAGUAACAGCCUGGCAGAUGACAUCACGUGUUUGGCGGCUGAUAGGAUGUUGGUGUUUGCCGCCAGCGGGAAGAUCAUCUACGCCUUUGCUCGGAACAAAGAGGUGGUGAUGCGUUACCAUGGGCACAAACAGGAAGUGCGCCUGCUGCUGCCGCUGGGCGAUCAGCUGAUCUCUGCUGACAGUGGUGGUGAUGUCGUCGUGUGGAGCAUCAAGGGAGGAGACAUCUACCUGCAACUGAACUUUGACCCUGGGACCUUUGACGUGUCGGCCAUGAUGCACCCGAGCACCUACCUGAACAAGGUGCUGCUGGGCAGCUCCCAGGGGGCUCUGCAGCUGUGGAACAUCAAGACCAGCAAGCUGUUGUUCACCUUUCCUGGCUGGUCGGCAGGGGUCACCGUCCUGCAGCAGAGUCCAGCCGUAGACGUGGUCGGCGUUGGCACGGUGACGGGACGGAUCAUCAUCCACAACAUCCGAAUCGAUGAGACACUGAUGAGCUUCACGCAGGACUGGGGACCAAUCAGCACACUGGCUUUCAGGACAGAUGGUCCUCCCAUCGUGGCCUCCGGGAGUCCUCAGGGACACAUUGCAUUCUGGGACUUGGAGAGCAGGCAGCUGGUAGCCCAGCAGAGACACGCCCACAGAACAGCUGUCGCUGCGGCAACGUUCCUGCACGGAGAGCCGCUGCUGGUCACCAACGGAGCCGAUAACGCCAUCAAGGUUUGGAUAUUUGAGCAGGAGGGGGGCGGGGCCAGGCUGCUCAGGUGUCGUCAGGGCCACAGUGGCCCACCAAUCACCAUCCAUCACCAUGGCAACGAUGGAAAAAACAUCCUCAGCGCAGGUCAGGAUGGGACACUGCAGUCUUUCUCCACUGUGCACGAGCGCUUCAACAAGAACCUGGGUCACGGAUCUGUCAGUAAGAAGAAGGAGAAGAAGAAGAAGAAGGGUCUGUCGUAUGAAGAGCUGCGUCUUCCUGCAAUCACAGCAUUGGCCUCUGGGAUCACCCGUCAGUCGGACUGGGACGGGAUCGUGGCCUGCCAUCGCGGCCGCCUGACAGCCACCACCUGGAGCUACCAGCGGUGCACUAUGGGAGCUCACCACCUAAAACCUCCAUUUGCCGGAAAGGAUGCCGUUGCCACGGCUGUUGACAUCACUUCCUGUGGAAACUAUGCUGUGAUUGGCUCGUCCUGUGGCCGUGUGGACAUCUACAACCUGCAGUCUGGUCUGCACCGCGGUUGCUAUGGUGACGGCGAGAAGGCUCACGGUGGCGUGGUGCGAGGCGUUGCCACGGAUUCACUCAACCAGCUGACCCUGAGCUGCGGCUCUGAUUGGCUGCUGAAGUUUUGGCGCUUUAAGACAAGGAAACAGGAAGAAAUGCUGAAGCUGGGCGCUGCACCAGCACUUAUGAGACUUCACAGGGACAGCGGGAUGCUCGCUAUGGCGCUGGAUGACUUCACGCUAGCUGUCGUUGACAUUGAAACCAGACGGAUUGUCAGGAAGUUUGCGGGUCACCAUGGCAACAUCACCGACAUGACCUUCAGCCCUGAUGGCCGCUGGCUGGUUACCACAGCGAUGGACUGCACCAUCAGGACCUGGGACCUCCCCUCUGGCAGUCUGGUCGACUGCUUUCUGGUUGCCAUGGCGGUGGUGGGAGUUUCCAUGUCCCCAACCGGUGACUUCCUGGCUACAGCUCAUGUGGACAGUCUGGGCAUUUACCUCUGGAACAACAGGAGCCUGUGUGGGCCUGUGGGGCUCCGCCCACUCCCGGCUGACUACCACCCAGUUGAGGAGACGCUGCCCGGUGUCACUGAGGAGGACACGGCACAGGAAGUGACAUCAGAAGAGACUGAUGAUGCGUACCAGUCAGCUGAACAACUUGGGGUAGAGCUUGUGACGCUGUCGCUGAUGCCAGAGUCUCGAUGGAAGAGUCUGCUGCACCUGGACGCCAUCAAGAAGAAGAACAAACCUGUUGCGCCCCCUGCUGCUCCACCCACUGCCCCUUUCUUCCUGCCAACUGUUCCUGGUCUGAUGCCGCAGUUCCAGUUGCCCCCAACAACCAAACAGGAAACAGAGUCCAAGGUCCUUCCAUGGGGUUCUCUGGCUCAGAGGUCUGAGUUCGGUUCUGCUCUGGAGUCUGCUCUGGAGUCCGGGUCAUUCGAUCGGCCACUGCGACUCCUAAAGGAUUGUGGACCGGCAGGAGUUUCUGUGGAGCUCACCUGUCUGACAGCAGGAGGGGGCGGAGCCAACAACCUCCUGCUUGCCUUCAUCCUCAUGAUUGACAGGAUGCUGGCCACUGGGCGGGACUUUGACCUGGCUCACGCUUACCUGGCUCUCUUCUUGAAGCUCCAUCUGCGCAUGUUGUCCCAGGAUGCUGUUGCUAUGGAGGCGUUGCUCCGCCUCUCAUCCAGAUUGGAGUCUGGGUGGGCGGAUCUUCAAGCAUCAUUCAACCAAUCAUUGUGCCUGUUGUCAUACACAAAGAGUGCGCUGCUGUGACCCACACACACACACACAGUCUGUAUUUGAAUAAAGUGUAUCCUGAUUCUG